GCCACUAAGAAAAAUAGGAACAAACACACAUUUAAAGAAGAAGAAGCCAAUCCAAAAAAAAGAAGAGAAUUCCGACAAAAAAUUUCAAUGGCCGUUAACGGUGACGACAAAGUUUCAGAAACAGCUUCAGAUCGGCCCGUUAGAGUCUACGCUGAUGGCAUCUUCGAUUUGUUCCACUUCGGUCAUGCUCGCGCCAUCGAACAAGCAAAAAAAUCGUUUCCGAACACAUAUCUGCUGGUAGGAUGUUGUAACGACAAGAUUACCAACAAGUUCAAAGGCAAGACCGUCAUGACGGAGUCCGAGCGUUAUGAAUCUCUCCGACAUUGCAAGUGGGUCGAUGAAGUGAUUCCAGAUGCACCAUGGGUUCUCACCAUAGAGUUUCUCGAUAAGCAUAAGAUCGACUACGUAGCUCACGAUGCUCUUCCCUAUGCGGAUGCUAGUGGAGCUGGAAACGAUGUUUAUGAGUUUGUGAAGUCGAUCGGGAAGUUUAAAGAAACGAAACGAACAGAGGGGAUAUCGACAUCAGACAUAAUCAUGAGAAUAGUUAAAGAUUACAACCAGUAUGUGUUGCGUAAUUUGGACCGAGGAUAUUCAAGAGAAGAACUCGGUGUCAGCUUCGUUAAGGAGAAGAGGCUUAGAGUGAACGUUAAACUGAAGAAACUACAGGAGAAAGUGAAAGAACAGCAAGAGAAGAUACAAACCGUAGCAAAAACUGCUGGGACUCACCAUGACGAAUGGGUUGAAAACGCUGAUCGCUGGGUUGUUGGAUUUCUCGAAAUGUUUGAGGAAGGUUGUCAUAAAAUGGGAACAGCUAUCAGAGAUGGGAUCCAGCAAAAGCUAUUGAGGCAAGAGUCAGAAGAGAACCGGCGCUUGAACGGCCUGUCAAAUGCCAAGGAGGAACAGAUUUUUGAUGACGCUGGGUUUGCAAAAGGAGAUUAAAACUAUCAUAAUGAUCAUGAAGGUUCCUUAAAUGAGAGCAACAAAAAGAAUAAGAUAGUAAAGAAAUGAGAGUUCUUGGCUAAUGAUUCAAGAGUUUCCACAGCUAUGGCAUUAGUAUUGCUUGUUUUAUUAUGUUCAACUUGUUGUUACUUUCUAAGACUCACAUGCAGCAGAAGUUAAAGCUGUC
Messenger RNA from Brassica oleracea var. oleracea, 1126 nucleotides. Its product is annotated as choline-phosphate cytidylyltransferase 2. Gene Ontology annotation, biological process: CDP-choline pathway. The transcript has 8 exons. Gene Ontology annotation, molecular function: phosphatidylcholine binding; choline-phosphate cytidylyltransferase activity. NCBI's taxonomy places the organism in Eukaryota, Viridiplantae, Streptophyta, Magnoliopsida, Brassicales, Brassicaceae. The record is from RefSeq and is a predicted model, not a curated record. The coding region runs from base 88 to 939 and encodes 283 amino acids.